UUCCGCCACACAGACGGACGGACAGACGGAGUGUGUUCACUGUCAGUGCGCCUCGGCUGCUGUGCUCUCCUGCUGUCUGUCUCUGUCUCUGUGCGCGUGAGUCACCCCCCAGUCCUCGCCUGUCCGGUCCAGAUUUGGGUUCGAGGUGGAGGCAUGUAGCACCGGAUUCCCCCGCGCCGAGCAGCAUGUAGCACCUGGAGCUCAUCGCCUCCCUCCUGCGCUCCUCCUCCGUCUCCUCUCCCUCCUGGAGCGGUCAUUUCUCCUCUCGCGAAAGCAUCGCCUGCACAGGGAUUUUUCGGGGAUUUUUUUGUUUUUGGGGUGGGUGGGGGGAUUUAUUUAUUUUAGAGGAGUGUCUGUGUGUGUUCAUCCCCGCCGCUCUGCACCUUUCGGUCGAUGGUCGUUGAGGAAGCUUCCAUCUUAAGUCCCGUAAAUACCGAGAGAACCAUGGCGAGCGACUCCCCGGCGCGGAGUCUGGACGAGAUAGACCUGACUGCACUACGGGACCCAGCUGGUAUCUUUGAGCUGGUCGAACUGGUUGGAAAUGGCACCUAUGGGCAGGUCUACAAGGGUCGCCAUGUCAAAACAGGCCAGCUUGCUGCCAUCAAGGUCAUGGACGUCACAGGAGAUGAGGAGGAGGAGAUUAAAGCAGAGAUCAACAUGUUAAAGAAGUACAGCCACCACAGGAACAUUGCAACCUAUUACGGAGCCUUCGUCAAGAAAAACCCUCCUGGAAUUGAUGACCAGCUAUGGCUGGUGAUGGAGUUCUGCGGGGCCGGAUCGGUGACAGAUCUGAUCAAAAACACCAAAGGGAACUCCCUGAAGGAGGAGUGGAUCGCCUACGUCUGCAGAGAGAUCCUCAGGGGUCUGACCCAUCUCCACCAGCACAAGGUCAUCCACAGAGAUAUCAAGGGCCAGAAUGUGCUGCUGACAGAGAACGCAGAGGUUAAACUAGUGGACUUUGGUGUGAGCGCUCAGCUGGACCGUACAGUGGGACGGAGGAACACGUUUAUCGGGACGCCGUACUGGAUGGCCCCGGAGGUCAUCGCCUGUGACGAGAACCCCGACGCCACAUAUGACUUCAAGAGUGAUCUGUGGUCGCUCGGUAUCACAGCUAUAGAGAUGGCAGAGGGAGCACCACCUCUGUGUGACAUGCAUCCAAUGAGAGCGCUCUUCCUCAUCCCCAGAAAUCCUGCCCCCAGACUCAAGUCUAAGAAGUGGUCGAAGAAGUUCCAGUCGUUCAUAGACAGCUGUCUGGUGAAGAGCCACAGUCAGAGGCCGAGCACCGAGCAGCUCCUCAAACACCCGUUCAUCAGGGACCUUCCCAACGAGCGGCAGGUCCGCAUCCAGCUGAAGGACCACAUCGACCGCACCAAGAAGAGGAGGGGGGAGAGGGAUGAGACAGAAUACGAGUACAGUGGGAGUGAGGAGGAGGAUGAAGAGAGGGACGUUGGAGAGCCCAGUUCCAUCAUCAACAUUCCCGGGGAGUCCACUCUGAGACGGGAUUUCCUGCGCCUCCAGUUGGCCAAUAAGGAGCGGUCGGAGCUGAUCCGGCGUCAGCAGCUGGAGCAGCAGCAGAACGAGGAACACAAGCGGCAACUAUUGGCUGAGAGACAGAAACGUAUCGAGGAGCAGAAAGAACAGAGGCGCCGGCUGGAAGAGCAACAGCGUCGGGAGCGAGAGAUGAGGAAGCAGCAGGAGCGAGAACAAAGGAGGAGGUACGAAGAGAUGGAGCAGCUCCGCCGAGAGGAGGAGAGGAGGCACGCAGAGAGAGAACAGGAGUAUAUCCGUAGACAGCUGGAGGAGGAACAGAGGCAGCUGGAGAUCCUGCAGCAGCAGCUCCUGCAGGAGCAGGCCUUACUGCUGGAGUACAAGAGGAAGCAGAUUGAGGAGCAGCGGCAGGCCGAGCGGCUGCAGAGGCAGCUGCAGCAGGAGCGAGCGUACCUGGUGUCGCUGCAGCAGCAGCAGCAGCAGGAGCCGCCGCGGCCGCCGCAGGACAAGAAGCAGCUGUACCACUACAAAGACCAGGCGCCCGGCAGCAACGACAAGCCCGCCUGGGCCAAAGAGGUAAUGCGUCGAGCUCAGAGCAACUCACCUCGUAUCCCUCCCAAGAAAUACCACUCCUUCAACGAGAAGCGAGACGUUAAACUCGACAGCCUCCUCUUACUCCCCGGUUACAAACCCCGCCGCCCCCGCCCCCCUUCCUACCCCGCACAUGACAGUCCUACAAGGGAUCACCUCCACGGGCCUCAAAUCCGUGUCACCUGUGUCCCUGACUCCCCUGAGCCAGUGAUGCGCCGGCAGAGCCCCGACAGGAACCCCGACUCCAGGGGCCGGACCCCCGCCCGCCGGGUGGAGGAGCAUUAUAAGAUGAACAGACAGACUUCUCCUGCAUUGCAGCAUAAAGUCUCCAACCGGAUCUCGGACCCGUCGCUGCCGCCCCGCUCCGAGUCCUUCAGCAGCGGAGGCAUCCAGCAGGCCCGGACCCCGCCGAUGCACCGCUCCGUCGAACCGCAGAUGGCCCACCUGGUGCAGGUGAAGAGUCACGGUCUGUCAGGCUCCCAGUCUCUGUACGACCCCCACGGCGUGUCCUCCUCCUCGGCGUCGCCCUCCCCCUCCCGGCCUCCCAUGCCCCGGCAGAACUCCGACCCCACCUCCGACACCCCUCCUCCCCCACCCCUCUCCCGCCUGGCGCCCCCCCUCGACAAGUUGGACCGCAGCUCCUGGCUGCGGCAGGACGACGACAUGCCCCCCAAGGUUCCUCAGAGGACGACCUCCAUCUCUCCUGCUUUGGUCAGGAAGCACUCUCCUGGAAAUGGACCUGGCCUGGGACCUCGGGCUGGAGCUCACCUCAUACGGGCUAGCAACCCCGACCUGCGGAGGACUGACGUUUCCAUGGAGACGCCCCUGAAGAGGACGAGCAGCGGCAGCUCCUCCAGCUCCAGCACCCCCAGCUCCCAGGGAGGCUCCAACGAACGGGGUAAUUCAGCCAUUAAGACCGAAGGCUCAACACUUUCUUCCCACGAGACCAAAGACGACAGCAGAGAGGUGACACGACCCAGCAGGCCUGCAAGCUAUAAGAAAGCUGUAGAUGAGGACCUGACAGCUCUGGCCAAAGAGCUCAGAGAGCUGCGACAGGGGGAGGAAACCAGCCGCCCGCCUGUCAAAGUGACGGACUACUCGUCGUCCAGUGACGACUCUCACAGCAGCGAGGAUGAGGAGGGAGAGGGCGGGCCUAAUGACGGAACAGUGGCUGUCAGUGAUAUACCACGCAUUAUGCCAGCAGCAAGUCAAGGUACCAACGAGUCCUUUGGCAUGAUGGGAAGUCACAACGACACCCACGACGACUCGUAUGGAAACAGCUCCCAGGACAGCACCCUGAUGAUGCGUGAGAAACAUAGGGAACGGAGGCGGAGCUCUACUGCCAGCAACGGUUUCCCCGGAAACGCUAAUCUGUUCCCUGGCAACGCCAAUCUCCCUGAUUUGGUGCAGCAAAGCACCUCCCCUCUGGUCUCCCCUGGCGACGCCUCUGGGGCCCAAUACGGGAUGGGAAGCGGUGGAGGCUCCAAGGCUUCCUUCACGCCGUUCGUUGAUCCGAGGGUGUAUGGGACCUCCCCGACCGACGACGACGAUAACAUCUCUGCCUCAGCGCUGUUUGCUGAUGAGCUGCUGAAGCACGAGCAGGAGCAGGCGAGGCUCAACGAGGCCAGGAAGAUCUCUGUGGUCAACGUGAACCCGACCAAUAUCAGACCGCACAGCGACACACCCGAGAUCCGCAAAUACAAGAAACGCUUCAACUCCGAGAUCCUCUGCGCAGCUCUCUGGGGAGUGAAUCUGCUGGUGGGGACGGAGAACGGCCUGAUGUUGCUGGAUAGAAGCGGUCAAGGCAAAGUUUACAACCUGAUCAAUCGACGGCGCUUCCAACAGAUGGACGUCCUGGAGGGACUCAACGUCCUGGUCACCAUCUCAGGGAAGAAGAACAAGCUGCGUGUUUAUUACCUGUCCUGGCUGAGGAACAGGAUAUUACACAACGACCCUGAAGUGGAAAAGAAACAGGGUUGGAUCACUGUUGGGGAGCUGGAGGGCUGCGUGCACUACAAAGUCGUGAAGUAUGAGAGGAUAAAAUUUUUGGUGAUUGCUCUGAAGAACUCGGUGGAGAUCUACGCCUGGGCGCCUAAACCUUACCACAAGUUUAUGGCCUUCAAGUCGUUCACUGACCUGCAGCAUCGCCCCCAGCUGGUGGACCUGACUGUGGAGGAGGGACAGAGGUUAAAGGUCAUCUACGGCUCCAGUGUUGGCUUCCAUGUCAUCGAUGUGGACUCUGGCAACCCCUACGACAUCUACAUCCCCUCACAUAUUCAGGGUCAGGUGACCCCGCACGCCAUCGUGGUUCUGCCCAAGACGGACGGCAUGGAGAUGCUGCUGUGCUACGAGGACGAGGGCGUCUACGUCAACACCUACGGACGCAUCACCAAAGACGUGGUGCUGCAGUGGGGCGAGAUGCCCACCUCCGUCGCCUACAUCCACUCCAACCAGAUCAUGGGCUGGGGAGAGAAGGCCAUUGAGAUCCGCUCCGUGGAAACGGGACACCUCGACGGAGUUUUCAUGCACAAGCGAGCUCAGCGACUGAAGUUCCUGUCAGAGAGGAACGACAAGGUUUUCUUCGCCUCGGUGCGUUCUGGAGGCAGCAGUCAAGUCUUCUUCAUGACCCUCAACAGAAGCUCUAUGAUGAACUGGUAACCCUUCUCCUUCGACCCACAACCCUCCUCUUCUUUACAAUGAACAUCGCCCGACAUCAGGAGAGAGGGACGGAGGGAUGACAGGAGGACAGUGUGUGUGUGUGUGUGUGUGUGUGUGUGUGUGUUUGUGGAGGAAAUCAACGAGUUGCUGAACGGACAAUUGAGCAACUGGAGGAGGCGUUAAACCACAGGAGUGUGUCCCCCAAAUAGAUCCCCUCCAACUAUAGGAGGCCCCAUGGAUGGUGACACUGCCUGCUGGGCAAUGGUGACUCCACAAACCAUGGACGGCGCCUUCGCUGUGGACUGUUCGAAUGGGCUGAUGGUUGUUCUUGAGAGUUUUGAUCCAGACUUUGAAGGACACUGACAUGCCGAGUAGCCUUUGACUUCCCCAUCUGAAUGAAUGGGGAGCUGUAGAGAAGUUCUCUGUGUAGCACAUUAACGGUUUCUUACAGGGUGUUCACACUGCGAGUACGAUUUGUCGUUCGACUCUGCUUGUUGGUGGUGAUGCAGGUGUUCUGACUGCGAGUAUUUCAGCGCAUCAGACAUCUUUUACUGCAGUGUUACAGUGAGUAAACAUUGCUGGCUGUUAAGGUAGCAUCAAUAGGAGAAGAAAACUUGAGCUUGUCAUUGACCCAAAUAGAGGAUGCAACAGUUUUUGAGACGGGCUGAACCAAAAUCAGUUUGGAGGCAACUCAGUACAUCCACACUAAGCCGGUUAAAGUUUUCCCCUCCAAUUUGGCCUUGUGUCCACAAUGAGCCGGUGGUUGUCUCUCCCAAAAAUGUAGCUUUUUGAAAGCAAAGUGGAUAAAUAAAUAAACUCUAAAAAACCAAAUGUUUUACUGUGGACCAGCAAGAAAACAGCAACCUAAGCCUGUCCAGACACAGUCGCGGACUGUUUGACAGUGAAGUUAAGAAGCAACUGCUGGCCAGAUGUUGGCUGUGUGGUUGUUUGUAGAUCGUUGUUGAGACGUCGAGUAAAGUCCCCUUUGCAAUGUGUGAUUUCAGACUGUGCUAGAUGAAAGCUGACAAUCGUGAGAGAAACGCGGUGAAAUCUUUGAAAUCCAAACGAUGGUCCUAGAUAUCACUGUUUUUCGUCCACCACCGCUUUGGAGACCAAACACAGCCUGCGUCAAAUUUAUGAACCCACAACAUCCCACAUCUACAACCAUCCAAUCGAAAAACGCCAUGAAAUGACACAGAAUACAGAAGCAGGCUGGUGUUAUCACUUAAAUUGGCAUGGUUUUUUUACAAUCUUUACAAUCUCCUCCUGCUCCUCUUUUGAGAUUUUUCAAUGCAUAGAAGUAUCAGCGUAGUGGUCAAAGCUUGUUUUGCCACAUUUUUUAAAACCUGAGAUGGAUGAUGCAAGUUGACGACGUGUCUGUCUCUUGCAUCUGUUUUUUUAUUUGAUCUUAUACACCGUAGAGCUAUAAUUCAGCCGACAUUCAUCACACAAUCCGAUAUGCCUCAAAACGGAUAUCGUACAGUCUGACACACAUUGUGACCACGACUUUGUUAGCCUCAUCUCACACAGUGUGAUAUGCAAUGAACUGUACAGGCGCCUUAAAAAGAGAUGUUGCCAUUUUCGUUCAGGCAUUUAAGUUUGAACAGCGACCUUUACAAGAAGAAGCUAAUGCGGACACAUCAUUUUCAAACUUUUCUGAUUUAGUGUGGACAAUCAGCCUUUAACCACUCAGAGCCACUGGCCAAAUGUUGAAUUCAAAUUAUAUAUAUGAUGGUCUUUGUCGUUGUCAGCAUCUAAACCACUUCUGAUAGUGACGACUGAAUCUCACUGGAUGUUUUAUAGACUAACAUCUUGUAGCAAAAACUCAAGGGUGUCAGAUGUUUUCUACACGAAGCAAAAAUCGGAAGGGGCUACAUCAGAAUCCGUUGAACUUGAAAUUCCAGCUGUGCUCCGACAUGCAUGUCGUUUCCUGAUGACGGUGUUGCUCACAGUGUGAACACUCAUUUUGAGUGCUGCUGCUGAAACACCUUCUAUGUCUGUUCCCCAUUAGGAGAGAGAAAUACUACAAACAAGCAGUUAGCGUCACAGGGGAAAUGAGACGUUUUACAUCUGUCAUUGAGGAUGCUGCACAGUUGCUUUCAGCUACUGUGGCUACUUUGUCCUGGUAUAUUUCUGGUGGGGGAAGGAAGGCUGUAGAUAUUGUAUUAUUGCUGCAACAGCAACACAAUAACAAAAUCUUAACAUCAUGUCUCACGAGAAGAACUUGGCGUAGAGUAGUUGCCAACUUCUGGAAGUUUCUUCUUUUGCUGCCCUUUGUUCUCUCCACCUUUUUCUGUCCCUGCUGUUCUGUGUACACUGCACCUGUGUAAAUACUCACUUUUGAUGUUAAGGACAGACUUCGCAAAGCAGGUUAGGACACUGAAGAAAAAAAAUAAGUCUCGCUUUCUAUUUUUUUUUUUGUCAUACCUCUGUAAAUCUGUCCGUUCCGUAGUUUCUCUCAGAUGGGAGUUCUUUCUGACCAACGAGCCGAGCGAAGACUUACACAAAAGUUUGGUUUGGGUUAACACUCCAAGUUUACUCUUUUUCUCCGUAGUUCAUCGCUGUUUAUUUAGUUGUGCAUUUUGCAUGGUGGCAUACCUGUUUUACCUGUCGUCACUUGUUAUGAAUUGUAAGUUUAAGGCAAUACACUGACUGGUCUGACUGUAGAAGCUGGGCAGUGAGACUCAAAUUUUCUACAUGAGCCCUAAAGCAUUUUUCUCACAACACUGAGCUGUAAAUUAAAAGUUUUGAAAUUAUAACAACUUAGCUUAGCAUCUGGGCUUUUAUCUCACGAGUAACAGUCAGAUAAGUCAAGACUGUAACACUGAAUAAUUAUACAUUUACCAUUAGAUUUAUAUUUUAGGCAUUUUGUUGAAGCUCACACCCAGAGCAGCUUAUAAAGUGGGAGCGGGACUGGGUUCAGCAUCACUUUGGAUGAAAUUUUCUAUUUUUUUGCGGGGUUGACCCUUUGACGAUGGUCUCUGUAAAUGCUGAUGUUUUUGGGAUUGUGAUCAGGCUGCAACAGAGGAAAGUGGGUCAUCUCUUACUUGAUAUUCUUUUAUUGUUCAUUGAUCUUAAAGGAUAGGUGUAAGCGAUGCCGCUUUAAGGCCGUCUGAAGCCUUUUACAUGUGCAGGAUGUUAGCAUUAAUCAACACCCUGUGAAUAAAGGUCAGGAGGCAUGGUCAGUUUGAGAAACCAUAGAUAAAAAGAUAUAUAUACUGUAAGAAUUUUCGUUAUGAUGAUAUCUUACUGAUCAUUUUAAAGAAAGACAAAAAAAUAAUGUUCACUUAUAAAAGCUUAGUUGUCUUUCUACAGAAUAGAGAACAUAGCUAUAAGAAUUUCUAAAAAAAAAAAAAUACAAUGUUUUUAUCGUGGUAUUAUUUGUAUUUGUAUUUCAAUUUUUGUACGUAUCAAGACUGUGAACGUAUGUACGGCUGUCAGCCCGUGAGCGUGUGUGUGUUUGAGUGUGUAGGUGAGCAGGUGUGUGCACAGGUGUGUGGCAUGCAUGUGAGUGUAUGUUUUCACCUUGUCUGAAUCACUGGAAUCAGUCAGAAGACGACCUCAGUCUGGUAACGCACAUCUGUGAUGUUGGAAAUUCUACAAUAAAUGUCAUCUCCUUGUACAGCAA
This is a messenger RNA of Siniperca chuatsi (mandarin fish), 8365 nucleotides long. RefSeq names its product TRAF2 and NCK interacting kinase b (gene tnikb). Gene Ontology annotation, biological process: protein phosphorylation. The coding region runs from base 394 to 4737 and encodes 1447 amino acids. The record is from RefSeq and is a predicted model, not a curated record. The transcript has 34 exons. NCBI's taxonomy places the organism in Eukaryota, Metazoa, Chordata, Actinopteri, Centrarchiformes, Sinipercidae. Gene Ontology annotation, molecular function: ATP binding; protein kinase activity.